Molecule: messenger RNA, 522 nt
Organism: Struthio camelus australis
Lineage: Eukaryota; Metazoa; Chordata; Aves; Struthioniformes; Struthionidae
Source: RefSeq, a predicted model, not a curated record
AUGGCAAAGAUCACUUACUUUGAAGACAAAAAAAACUUUGAGGGCCGCUUCUAUGAAGUCACCACAGACCAGCCAGACCUGCAUGCCCACCUCAACUGCUGCAACUCUGUCAAGGUGGAAAGUGGCAGCUGGAUGAGCUAUGAACGUCCUAAUUACAUAGGCCAUCAGUACUUCCUGAGAAAGGGAGAAUAUCCUGACUACCAGCAGUGGAUGGGCUUCAGUUACUCCAUCAGGUCUUGUUGUAUCAUCACAGCACACAGCUGGCUACAGAUCUAUGACAGGAAUGACUUCGGAGGCAGGAUUUUGGAGUUCAUGGAUGACUGCCCCUCUCUCCAGGAAGAUUUUCACUACAAUGACAUCCAGUCAUGUAAUGUCCUUGAAAGGAGCUGGAUUUUCUAUGAACAGCCACACUUCCACAGACAGCAAUACCUCCUGAAGCCUGGCGAGUACAGGCGAUUCACUAACUGGGGUGCCACAACUGCCAAAGUUGGAUCCUUCCAACCAACAGUGGAUAUUUCCUAA